AUGCUUUCUCAACUCAAGUUUUGUAUGAGUGUUACUCAAAAUCUCAGGAAACCUAGCCUUAUCACAAUCAAACAUGUUCCUGCAAAGUCCAUGGGAUACCUUGGUGAUGUCGGUCCGAUUUUAUGUUCGUUGAUGGAUUUCUUAUCCAGAUUCAAUUGUAGUGUUAUUGAAGAUGGUCAUGGUAUAGAGUAUGAUUGUGGUCAGAUCUGUCUUGAACCACCUUACCCUUCAGAGCAUAUAAAGAGUGUUGUAACCGGUGGAAAAAGACAUCAAAAUUACCAGAUUGAUUCUAUUGGACUUUAG
This is a messenger RNA of Lactuca virosa, 303 nucleotides long. NCBI's taxonomy places the organism in Eukaryota, Viridiplantae, Streptophyta, Magnoliopsida, Asterales, Asteraceae. The record is from the annotation of a GenBank genome assembly.